Molecule: messenger RNA, 771 nt
Organism: Aegilops tauschii subsp. strangulata
Lineage: Eukaryota; Viridiplantae; Streptophyta; Magnoliopsida; Poales; Poaceae
Product: transcription initiation factor IIA subunit 2
Biological process (GO): transcription initiation at RNA polymerase II promoter
Cellular component (GO): transcription factor TFIIA complex
Source: RefSeq, a predicted model, not a curated record
AAUCCCCAAUUUCGUCUCCCAGCAUAUAAAGCCUCCCGAUUUCGAACCCCCCAUCCCCUCCCCUCCCCCCCACUCCUCUCCCCCGAUCCGCACCCUCACCCCGCUCCAGGACCCGCCGGAUCUCGCCGCCAGGACCGUCGUCGACCCGCAGCCACCGCAGGCAAGCCGAUAUGGCCACCUUCGAGCUGUACAGGCGGUCCACCAUCGGCAUGUGCCUCACCGAGACGCUCGACGAGAUGGUCUCCAGCGGCACCCUCAGCCCCGAGCUCGCCAUCCAAGUGCUCGUCCAGUUCGAUAAGUCUAUGACGGAGGCACUGGAAAACCAAGUGAAGAGCAAGGUUACUGUCAAGGGCCAUCUGCACACCUACAGGUUCUGCGACAACGUGUGGACAUUCAUAUUAACCGAUGCGCAGUUCAAGAACGAGGAGACCACCGAGCAGGUCGGCAAGGUGAAGAUCGUGGCCUGCGACUCCAAGCUACUCAGCCAAUAAGCAGCUCGCUCCGGCGCGAGCGAGCUGGUGACCCCCGGAGGCGGGGCUCGUUCGACCCCCACCUCCGCUAGAGAAGAACACCACCGCCGCCACCACAUUGCCAUCUUCAUAAUCCAUGGGUACCUGUAGGAUCUCCUGGUACGCGAUGCUCUAGAGCAUCGCAUCGCAUCGCAGCCACAGAACUUUUUUCCGAUCCGUGUCGUUGUAAUGUUGUUUCCGGAACUUUUGAUAUAACUGGUGACUGAAUGAGUAAGUAGCAAUCAAAACUUUGUUUGGAAAA